GUGCGGGCCCUGCGGUCCGCAGUAACUGUAGGCGCACCGGUGUGAGGGACGCUGUGAGACGCUGCUGAGAGCUCCUCCAGAGCGGUCUAAAGAUGGCGCGUGGAAGACCAGUGUCGGAUCCAUCCUCCCCGACCGUUCCAGUCCUGCUGGCCGUGCUGCUGACCGUGUUACAGCUACCCGAGGUCAGCGCCCAGCAGGUCGUGGCGCGCGGCUUCCACCCGGACAGUCCGCCAGACAUGGUUGCCUCCGGGUCGGUGAUCGAGACCCUCUCUGUCGCCGGCCCGGGCGAGUGCGCCGCGCGAGCGCUCUACCGAAACGCACUCGGCUUCAACCUGCAGCGCGCGCCGGGGCCGGACGGCAAGCGCUCCUGCCAGCCGACCAACGUCAUCACCGGCUGCUUCAGCGUCAACCUGGUGGAGCGCGCCGGCUGGGACUACUACCAGGUGGGGCGGCAGGGCCAGGGCCAGCGGGUGCCGCACCGCAGCUACGGCCACACCCUCACCGCCUACGUGUCGGCGCCGGCCAGCUACCCGGCAGAGGUGUCCGCCGACCCCGACUACCGCUGGGGACUGGACUGCAACGGACCGACGACCGUGGCCGAGCGCCAGUGCAGCCGCUACAUCCUCACCGGCAUCCAGAACGCCGAGACGACCGUCAACGACCUGGACUACGUCCGCUGCUACAUGUACGGCACCGAGUUCCGCGUCUCCCAGGAGGUGGCCGCCGUGGUGCCCGUGGAGCUGGACGCCGACACCACCCAGCGGCUCUGCCCGCCGAACCACGUGGUGACCGCUCUCGCCGACCCGGACAGCGCCUGGUUCACCACCACCGACUUCAUGAAGUGCAACCUGCUGAUGGCCAACUGGCGCGUCAACUACGACAACUGCUUUACCCAGGACCCGCGCAGCUCCGGCGCCGGCCGCACCGGCUGGAGCGACAACUGGAACAUCGACACGCCCUACAACCUGGUGUACGGCGUGGUGGGCAUCUGGCGCUCCGGCCUGCUCUUCACCGGAUUCAAGGCGUGCCGCAUGUACCGCGUCGCCUAGGGGGCCGCUGAAGGGCUCCACGGGAGCGAUAUGGUCAGCUUCAUGCCGAUCAGUUGACAACUGCGCCCGUGUUUUUCUCGGGGAAGAGUGUAAGUUAAUCUAGACUUCAACAGUAGAGUUAUAGGAUCUCAAACAGUUAGAAGUGCUUACCUAGUUGCACGUCAUUGUAAGCCGUAUGUCGCUGCAUAUUCUUGACUGGGACAAGGCUGUCCAUUGUAUCAGUUCAAGUUUUUUCCAAUCAAUUGAAUUGCGAUGAUCAUUAUUACAAAUAAGCAUUUGGUUUGUUUCAUUAUCCCAUUCGAAAUUAACAGGCAGGCAUACAUUAAAAAUAAAAAAACUACGACCCGACAACAAACCGUUGUUCUUAUAUUUUCCAAUAGCACUCGCAGAACAAGCCCGACCUAGUUUUCAUGUUGACGACUUUCGCCCUGGGACCAGUGUCUUAUCCUACAUUGGUCAAAGACAUCAUCUAUGAUUUAUUGAUGAACAGUUGACCCCAACUUACAAGCGCAGCGUAGGUACAAAGCCACCUGCGUUCGGCAUGUACGCACAUCGGACACAUAUUUCUCACAACUGUGCAUACAUGCCGUCAUGCAUAUUCUAUAUAAUACAAGCUACAUAAAAGGCGAAUAAAACGAGUUGGUAUGAUAAUAA
This is a messenger RNA of Amphibalanus amphitrite, 1703 nucleotides long. RefSeq lists its product as uncharacterized. NCBI's taxonomy places the organism in Eukaryota, Metazoa, Arthropoda, Thecostraca, Balanomorpha, Balanidae. The coding region runs from base 93 to 1049 and encodes 318 amino acids. The transcript has 2 exons. The record is from RefSeq and is a predicted model, not a curated record.